Messenger RNA from Carcharodon carcharias (great white shark), 347 nucleotides. RefSeq names its product rho guanine nucleotide exchange factor 33-like. NCBI's taxonomy places the organism in Eukaryota, Metazoa, Chordata, Chondrichthyes, Lamniformes, Lamnidae. The transcript is spliced from 3 exons. The coding region runs from base 10 to 315 and encodes 101 amino acids. The record is from RefSeq and is a predicted model, not a curated record.
GAUGAAUGGAUGGAAUCAGAAAAGGAUAACUUUGUCACGGCUGUAAAAUUAGAAGAGGCAAGUAAACUCUGCAAGAAGGAAGAAAGUAAGCAGACAACUUUGGGUGAACAAAACAGAAAACAAGAACAAAAAGGAGGCUUCAGGAACUCCUUCCGGAAGUUAUUCAGGAAAAAGUCACAUCAAAGUUCCUGCAGUUUGGAGAACAAGCAGAAAUCUGAUGGUAAUCCUACAAAUGACGCUGCAAAGAUAGAAAUCCAAGAAUUCAAAGAGAGGGUUGCUCAUGUUAGCAACAUUGAUCGUGGUACUGCUGUUUAAUCUUACAUUUUUGAAAAACUCAACCAAGCAUA